CAAAAAAAGUACCUGUUCUAAAACUGAAAAUAUUUCAUUCUGACAGAAACUUUUGAGAUUUGUGCAGUCGUAUUCUUUAGACAAAAAAGGUUUCCACCAGUGAAUAUUAAACGUGUUGAAAGUGUGAAAGAAGAACAUUCUGCCACCAUGGUUAGGAUGGGGAGAACGCAUCUUGUAUUCCUGAUGAUAGGUUUAUUCGGAUGUCACGUGAUCUCUGCAGAUCCUCAGGUGACCCUUCCCGGAACCUCAACCACCCUGUCAGGCAUCUACAUCCAGUACAAUGAAACCGGAUAUCUCAACGUGAGUGUCAUCAUCGAAGCUUUCCUGGGGAUACCCUUCGCUGAACCACCCGUAGGAGAACUCAGGUUCAAGAAUCCAGUCAAAAAGGGAGAUCUAGGUACAAGUUAUCCAGCUGAUGCUGAUAAGUCGGUUUGUCCUCAGGUAGGCAGCGGUGAAAAUGAAGACUGUCUUUAUCUCAGCGUGCAUACUUCUUCAGAAAGGGUAAGAUUCAUUCGAUGCAAUGCACCUGUUAUGAUCUGGAUCCAUGGAGGUGCAUUUACCGGAGGGUCUGGUUCAUCAAGCUCGUAUGACCCAUAUCCUUACUUUGGUCUUACUGCCGACUACGUCGUCGUCCAUAUCAACUACCGUCUCGGUGUGCUGGGAUUCUUAACAACAGGUGAUGCUGCUUCACCGGGUAACUAUGGCAUGUACGACCAAGUGAUGGCCCUUGAAUGGGUGCAAGAAAACAUUGCAGCGUUUGGCGGUGACCCGAGUAGAGUUACUAUUAUGGGAGAGAGUGCCGGAGCAGCUAGUGUGGGACUUCAUCUCGUAUCACCUCUGAGUAAAGACUUGUUCCAUCAGUCUAUCAUGCAGAGUGGGAACGCCCUUUGUCCGUGGGCCGUUGAUACCAACAUUGACAGACAGAUUGGAUUCACAAUGGAGAUCGCGGACAUGGUAAACUGUACCACCACCGACAACCAAGCCCUGGUCGAGUGCUUGAAAAACGUCGAAAUAAAUGACCUAUUAAUGGCACAAGCAACUUUAACAGGAAACUACUUGCACGUUGAGCUCCUGUUUGUACCAGUCGUCGAUGGCGCUUUCCUGCCCGAUGUUCCACUUGAACUUCUAAAGCGAGGAGAGUUUAACAGCGUACCUACCCUCCUCGGUACGAACAAAGAUGAGGGGACUCUUAUAGCCCUCCGAGCUUAUCCUCUUUAUAUAGGUCGACAAAAUCCGCCUACCACGACAUUGCAGGAGUUCAGAGACUUUUUACCAGAUUAUCUCUACGAGUACACUCCCUUGGUUGCCUCGGCUGUCGAGCAGUGGUACAUUGACUGGAAGCUGGCGGAUAACCCUUUAGCAGAUCAGUAUGAGGCCUUUGUCAAUUUACAAACAGACCAGGUCUUUGCAUGUUCUACUGAAGUAAUGGCACGUGCUCUAGAAGAAUCUGGAGUCCCAGUCUAUCGCUAUGAAAUGACCCACGAUCCUUCCACAUCGAUCUGGGGGAGCGUGCCUGGGUGGAUGGGUGCAGGGCAUGGUGAAGAUGUCCAAUUCGUCUUCGCGUGGGGUCUAAGUACUUCUGGUGGAGGUCAAACCCAUCAGGAAAAGUACAUGUCAGUCCAGUUCGUUCGCUACUGGUCAAACUUCGUUACAUCUGGUGACCCGAACGUACCACUCUCAACGGGAGAAUACCCAUCUUGGCCGAGAUACACACUCCCUGAUCAGGAUUAUAAGAUUCUAUCCCUCACGAUGAAGAAUGAUCGAGCCAUGAGGAUGGAUUCCUGUGCUUUCUGGCUGAAGUACGCCCCAAACCUCUACGAGUUAGAUGAGAGCGACCCGGACGACUUAUACCAGGAUUGGAGCCAAGAAUACGAGCAGUGGAGAGAUGUUCAUAUGACCGAAUGGAAUGACGCCUUUGAGGAAUACAAGGAAGGCAAUGGUUGUGAUCAGCCAUGAAGUAGAUUCAGAAUAUUAUUCAAUUUCAAAAUAGGAUACAAACACUUCAACCUAUAGCUUAAUCUUUCGGCUUUACCUCAAGCUUAGAACUGCAAAAAAAAUGGUAAUAUUACAAGAGGA
Messenger RNA from Strongylocentrotus purpuratus (purple sea urchin), 2076 nucleotides. Its product is annotated as cholinesterase 1. Lineage: Eukaryota; Metazoa; Echinodermata; Echinoidea; Camarodonta; Strongylocentrotidae. The coding region runs from base 148 to 1956 and encodes 602 amino acids. The transcript has 10 exons. The record is from RefSeq and is a predicted model, not a curated record.